UUGGUGAUGUUCAACACGAAUUAGGACUCCGGCUACAGAAAAUCUAGAAGAUGUGAAAGAUUGUACCUUUAUAAUGAACCGAUACGUACAGAACAAACCCUUUCUGUAUUAAUUUCUGAUUUAAUUUUUUUCCAUAUAGAGAGAAUUAAACGGAAAUCUCUUCUCUCAUAACCCAAAAAGCACAAACAUCGAUUUAUUCCGCCGCCGCCGCCGCCACCGCUCUUCUUCUUCCUCGCAAAUUGCAGUGAUUGAACUACAGUCAAGGCCAAAUUACCCUUCCUACGGGAGAAUGAGUGCUCCUUCUUCACCGGAAACAAUAUGUUUGCAGUGUGGCGAUAGAGGAUUCGAUAAUGCGUUUGUAUACUGCGUAAAAUGCCUAGAAGUUGCUGUGCAUCGCUACUGCCUGGAUGUAAUACCGAAAACAACCGAUGAAUUCGUUCGAUGGGUUUGUGAAGACUGUGACGUGGAAUUCCAAAAUCCGCCAGUUGUCGGCAAACACGACUCCGGUCAGUGCCACUCUGUAGACCGUACGUCAGACCAUAUUAUAGGUCAAUCCGAAGUUGGAACAACUGACGUGGCAUUCCAAAAUCCGCCAGCUGUCGUUAAACACGACUCCGGUCAAUGCCACUCUGUAGACCGUACGUCAGACUGUAUUAUAGGUCAAUCCGAAGUUGGAACAACUGAAAAUGAUUCGGUUGCAGUUAAUACACACACUCUACCUAUGGAACUCGACAUUCUUUAUUCAGCAUCUGAAAGAAAACCAAUGUGAAAUUAACGCAACAAACAUUGACGA
This is a messenger RNA of Erythranthe guttata (spotted monkey flower), 793 nucleotides long. The record is from RefSeq and is a predicted model, not a curated record. NCBI's taxonomy places the organism in Eukaryota, Viridiplantae, Streptophyta, Magnoliopsida, Lamiales, Phrymaceae.